UGCCACGCUGUCAGUUUAUCUGAAUUUAUAAUAGACUCCAAUCUCCAUAUGUAAACUAACUUAAACUUGGUAAAGUGCACUUUAAACAUUUAUCUAAUCAUUUAACAACAAAACCAAAGUUUUUAUCAUCUAAAAUUGUUUGUUAAAUUGUAAUUAUGCUGAAAGUAAUCAUCCUUUCUAUUUGGAUCGUUUCGAUGGCUAUUGCUGAUUCCUCAUAUCCUGAUGAGGAGCUACAGGCAGUGAUUUGUCAUAAAUUUGGUUUUAGUUAUUUCACAUUGUGUCAUGAAUGUGACUACUAUGAAAGUACGACAAGGUCAGUAUGCCGAGGAUGCUGCGAAGCUAAAAAAGCUCCAAUGGAACCUUAUCCGAAAGGUCAAUUAGAAAUAUGUCAGUGUAAAUUUGCCAAAUAUCCUAAUAUUGUAGCAUUUAUAAAAUCACAUGAACGGAGAAGUAGACAUCCAAAUUUAAGUAUUAUAUACUCAAACAUUACUGAACCUCGGUUACAUCUGUUUAAUAAGAAUGGCCAAAAGAAGGAGAGUGGAAACCUUGCUGCACUGUGGGAGGCACACCCAGACCGGAUCGAUUCAGGCCUUAGUUUUCUUAUUGCUCAUUAGAAAAAUUAUUCAAAAAUCAAUUAAGGUUGCUUACAAGGGACAUAGUCGUACUAUUAUUUAGGCUCGGAGGACUCGUAUACCACUACGUUUAUUUUGUGGCCCCUCUUUAAAAAUUUUGUUACGCUUUUGCCUUAAAAAUCGUAGUGUGUGUGUAAACAGAUAGGCACCAACACUAUUCCAGCAAGCAAAAUGGAAAUCGUGAGACACUGUAUUUUUUUAUAUACUACCACUACUACAGUGCAUCAUUGUGUAUGUCACGUUGGUGUAUAACAUCCCGCUCGGCAAGUGAAAAGUAAACAAGGAGAAGAGAGCAGUGUUGCCGGAUCGCAAUUCUCUCAUGUCCUCUCGUUGCGAGAAAGACGAAAAUUUAAAAAUUUAACAUUAAAUAUCUUUAAAAAUCAACGUCAGAAAAAAUUCAAAUUUUUUUAUCGUAUUCGUCUUGUCGAGCACUACAAUUUGAUAGUAAUUUGAAAAUUUUUUAGUGAAAAACGAACUCGUUAAAAAUAAAAAUGUACGGUAUAUCAACUUAUAGUCCUAUCCUCGCGUAUAAAAGUUGUCAACUUUGACAUUAAUUAUCUCAAAAAAACGACGUCAGAAAAAAUUGAAAAAAAUUGAGAGUAUA
Molecule: messenger RNA, 1236 nt
Organism: Aphidius gifuensis
Lineage: Eukaryota; Metazoa; Arthropoda; Insecta; Hymenoptera; Braconidae
Product: selenoprotein F-like
Exons: 3
Coding region: 156-614 (152 amino acids)
Cellular component (GO): endoplasmic reticulum lumen
Molecular function (GO): oxidoreductase activity
Source: RefSeq, a predicted model, not a curated record